Messenger RNA from Coregonus sp. 'balchen', 9385 nucleotides. The record is from the annotation of a GenBank genome assembly. NCBI's taxonomy places the organism in Eukaryota, Metazoa, Chordata, Actinopteri, Salmoniformes, Salmonidae.
AUGGCUUGGGCUCUGAAGUUGCCGCUCACUGAUGAGGUGAUUGAAUCAGGUCUGGUCCAGGACUUUGAUGCCAGUCUCUCUGGCAUUGGACAAGAGCUUGGAGCUGGCGCGUACAGUAUGAGGUAUGAAUCAUAAUUGGAAGUCUAUUGAAAUGUUAAAAUGGCAAGACAUACUACUUUGAACUUUCAUAGAAAUCUGUCUGUCAGUGAAAAAAAAAAAAAACUGCAUUAUUUGUCUUGAGGAGUAGCCUAUUCAAGAGUAGACCCUAUCAUCUGUAUCAGUUAGCCUAUAAUGAGUUGGUGGCCGUUGCUCUCUAGUAAUUUGGCAUUUUGCAUGGUGUCGGGUGGUGCUGCUUUAAUUGUCAGGAGUGUGUGUUUUCAGUUCAGCGAGAGCGUCAGCAAAGGAACCUAUGAAUAGUGAAGCUGUAAAGUACUGUGUGUUAUAGAACACAUAGAAUGCAUUUAGAAUGUUUCCUAUUCUCAAUGUUGCUAAAUUGUCUCUCCUACACUAUAGUUUACCGUUUGCCUACUAUUUGUGUUGGUGGAUAGGACAGCUUCUCAAAAUACUGUGUAUGUCAAAUGUAGUUAGUUUUUUGUGUUUUUUUUUUUUUUAAACACAUCACACACACAUUUUGUAGUGUUUUACAGAAAAAGCUUUUUUUUUGCCACAAAUUCAUGAGUUUGCCCGUUCAUAGACUACCAUUAGCACCUAUUGACGAUAGUAUCUUCUGGCCGGGGGAGUUUUAUUAAGAGCCCCGACGCUUGCUCUAAACGUUAACACGCAUCGCUUGUACAUAAGGAACAUAAGGAAUCAAUCUUUCAUAUCAGGGAGAAAUAAGACUAAACAUUUUAAAAAUAUUAAAUUACUACACACCUUUGUAGGGUUAGGGUUCCCACACGGCCAUAUUUUCAUGUUAGUGUUUUUUUAACGGAGAACAGACGGAAGACAGUCGACUACCUGUGCUAAUUAGCCAUCUGUCUCCGAACACCUGUGUGUAAACAGAAGACGGACACCAUGAACGUGUUGUCACUGGAAAAUACUGUUGGCUUUAAGUGUUAAAACCGGUUAAAACACUGGACAGUAAGUGUAAAUAAUUUUGAUGUGAUAUGAAAGUAAAGGGCUUUAUGGUUCUAAAACCGUACUGCAAUUGAGCUUCGAUUCACGUUUAGAUGUAGUAUUUGCCUGUUUUGGUUGCCAGACCCAAUUCGCCUCUAAACAGAACAAGGUCCUUGGACUAUAAUCUGUAAAGUUAGGCUCCUUUAGUCCAUUAUUGGGCUAGCAUAGGCCUAACCUUCCAUCAGUUCUCUCUUGAGGGUUGUUCUUAUGCCAGAAAAGAGGAGGCCUUAAUCUGUCAGUCUUGGGAUUCUUCCUGCGUCAGGAACAGUUUUUGUGCAAGGGAUACAUCCCUCUCUUUCAGACUGCUCUUUUGUCAGUAUUGUAAGUGUUCUGUUACAUGAUACUAAAGUGCCUGAAAAGUGCCUCAUUGUCAGUGUAAUUCUUAUGUUGAGGGAGGAUGAGAUACCCAGGCUGCGUAAGUAUUCAUCCCCCUUGGCAUUUUUCCUAUUUUGUUGCCUUACAACCUGGAAUUAAAAUGGAUUUUUUGGGGGGUUUGUAUCAUUUGAUUUACACAACAUGCCUACCACUUUGAAGACGCAAAAUAAUUUUUUAUUGUGAAAUAAGACAAAAAAACAGAACUUGAGCAUGCAUAACUAUUCACCCCCCCCCCCCCCCCCCCCCAAAGUCAAUACUUUGUAGAGCCACCUUUUGCAGCAAUUACAGCUGCAAGUCUCUUGGGGUAUGUCUCUAUAAGCUUGGCACAUCUAGCCACUGGGACUUUUGCCCAUUCUUCAAGGCAAAACUGCUCCAGCUCCUUCAAGUUGGAUGGGUUCCGCUGGUGUACAGAAAUCUUUAAGUCAUACCACAGAUUCUCAAUUGGAUUGAGGUCUGGGCUUUGACUAGGCCAUUCCAAGACAUUUAAAUGUUUCCCCUUAAACCACUCAAGUGUUGCUUUAGCAGUAUGCUUAUGGUCCUGCUGGAAGGUGAACCUCCAUCCCAGUCUCAAAUCUCUGGAAGACUGAAACAGGUUUCCCUCAAGAAUUUCCCUGUAUUUAGCGGCAUCCAUCAUUCCUUCAAUUCUGACCAGUUUCCCAGUCCCUGCCGAUGGAAAAACAUUCCCACAGCAUGAUGCUGCCACCACCAUGCUUCACUGUGGGGAUGAUAAUAUUAAUAAUAAUAUGCCAUUUAGCAGACGCUUUUAUUCAAAGCGACUUAGUCAUGUGUGCAUAAAUUUUUUACGUAUGGGUGGUCCCGGGGAUCGAACCCACUACCCUGGCGUUACAAGCGCCAUGCUCUACCAAUUGAGCUACAGAGGACCACAGGAUGGUGUUCUCGGGGUGAUGAGAGGUGUUGGGUUUGCGCCAGACAGUGUUUUCCUUGAUGGCCAAAAAGCUCAAUUUUAGUCUCAUCUGACCAGAGUACCUUCUUCCAUAUGUUUCGGGAGUCUCCCACAUGCCUUUUGGCAAAUGCCAAACGUGUUUGCUUAUUUUUGUCUUUAAGCAAUGGCUUUUUUCUGGCCCCUCUUCCGUAAAGCCCAGUUCUGUGGAGUGUAUGGCUUAAAGUGGUCCUAUGGACAGAUUCUCCAAUCUCCGCUGUGGAGCUUUGCAGCUCCUUCAGGGUUAUCUUUGGUCUCUUUGUUGCCUCUCUGAUUAAUGCCCUCCUUGCCUGGUCCGUGAGUUUUGGUGGGCGGCCAUCUCUUGGCAGGUUUGUUGUGGUGCCAUAUUCUUUCAAUUUUUUAAUAAUGGAUUUAAUGGUGCUCUGUGGGAUGUUCAAAGUUUCAGAUAUUUUUUUUAUAACCCAACCCUGAUCUGUACUUCUCCACAACUUUGUCCCUGACCUGUUUGGAGAGCUCCUUGGUCUUCAUGGUGCCGCUUGCUUGGUGGUGCCCUUUGCUUAGUGGUGUUGUAGACUCUGGGGCCUUUCAGAACAGGUGUGUAUAUAUACUGAGCUCAUGUGACAGAUCAUGUGACACUUAGAUUGCACACAGGUGGACUUUAUUUAACUAAUUAUGUGACUUCUAAAGGUAAUUGGUUGCACCAGAUCUUAUUUAGGGGCUUCAUAGCAAAGGGGGUGAAUACAUAUGCAUGCACCACUUUUCCGUUAUUUAUUCUUUAGACUUUUUUGAAACAAGUUCUUUUUUUCAUUCCACUUCACCAAUUUGGACUAUUUUGUGUAUGUCCAUUACAUGAAAUCCAAAUAAAAAUCAAUUUAAAUUACAGGUUGUAAUGCAACAAAAUAGGAAAAACGCCAAGGGGGGUGAAUACUUUUGCAAGGCACUGUACCAAGGUAGUUGAUUGUUUGGCACAGGUUUUUACUAUCAUAAGUAAUGAACUGUGAAGAAAGAGUGUUAUAAAUCACUUGUCCUUUUCCAGUGGCUCCUAGUGAAAUAUUAAUUUCAUUACAUUUAUUGGGUGGGUACAGAAUUUCCUCACGUUUUAAUUUGAUUUGGAUUUUUUUUUUCUAUUUUAUGAGUUGAGCUCACCUUCUCAGUCUGUCUUGUAUUCUGGAGGUACACGUUCUGUUGAGUUGUUGUUUCAGACAGUUCUUGAUACUAUGCCAAUGUCAGGUGCUUGUAAAGGACCGUGGCUUGCCAGUUCAUUGACCAUGUUGUCUUGCGGUUCUUUCUCCAGCGACGUGCUGGCCCUCCCUAUUUUUAAGCAGGAGGAGUCUAACCUGCCGCCUGACAGUGAGAACAAGAUUCUUCCUUUCCAGUAUGUUCUGUGUGCAGCUACCUCGCCUGCUAUCAAACUGCAUGAUGAAACACUUACCUACCUCAACCAAGGUUAGCAUCUGUCUGUUUUUCCAUUUCCAUUACAUGCUUUUCUUGUGAAUUUGAUGCUAAUUUAAAAGAAAUAGCCAGACGAUUGUGUGUAUAUGUGUAUGUACAUACAGUACCAGUCAAGUUUGGACACACCUACUCAUUCAAGGGUUUUUCUUUAUUUUUACUAUUUUCUACAUUGUAGAAUAAUAGUGAAGACAAUGAAACUAUGAAAUAACACAUAUGGAAGCAUGACUAAAUGUAAAAAAAUGUAGUAACCAAAAAAGUGUUAAACAAAUCAAAAUAUAUUUUAGAUUCUUCAAAGUAGCCACCCUUUGCCUUGAUGACAGCUUUGCACACUCUUGGCAUUCUCUCAACAAGCUUCACCCGGAAUGCUUUUCUAACAGUCUUGAAGGAGUUCCCACAUAUGCUGAGCACUUGUUCGCUGCUUUUCCUUCACUCUGCGGUCUGACUCAUCCCAAACCAUCUCAGUUGGGUUGAGGUUGGGUGAUUGUGGAGGCCAGGUCAUCUGAUGCAGUACUCCAUCACUCUCCUUCUUGGUCAAAUAGCCCUUACACAGACUGGGGGUGUGUUUUGGGUCAUUGUCCUGUUGAAAAACAAAUGAUAGUCCCACUAAGCGCAAACCAGAUGGGAUGGCGUAUCACUGCAGAAUGCUGUGGUAGCCAUGCUGGUUAAGUGUGCCUUGAAUUCUAAAUAAAUCACAGACAGUGUCACCAGCAAAGCACCCCCACACCAUCACACCUCCUCCUCCAUGAUUCACGGUGGGAACCACACAUGCGGAGAUCAUCCGUUCACCUACUCUGCGUCUCACAAAGACACAGCAGUUGGAACCAGAAAUGUCAAAUUUGGACUCAUCAGACCAAAGGACACAUUUCCAGCGGCCUAAUGUCCUUUGCUCAUGUUUCUUGGCCCAAGCAAGUCUCUUCUUAUUGGUGUCCUUUAGUAGUGGUUUCUUUGCAGCAAUUUCACCAUGAAGGCCUGAUUCACGCAGUCUCCUCUGAACAGUUGAUGUUGAGAUGUGUCUGUUACUUUAACUCUGAAACAUUUAUUUGGGCUGCAAUCUGAGGUGCAGUUAACUCUAAAUAACUUAUCCUCUGCAGCAGAGGUAACUCUGGGUCUUCCUUUCCUGUGGCGGUCCUCAUGAGAGCCAGUUUCAUCAUAGCGCUUGAUGGUUUUUGCGACUGCACUUGAAGAAACUUUCAAAGUUCUUGAAAUUUUCCAGAUUGACUGACCUUCAUGUCUUAAAGUAAUGAUGGACUGUCGUUUCACUUUGCUUAUUUGAGCUGUUCUUGCCAUAAUAUGGACUUGGUCUUUUACCAAAUAGGGCUAUCUUCUGUAUUCCACCCCUACCUUGUCACAACACAACUGAUUGGCUCAAACGCAUUAAGAAGGAAAGAAAUUCCACAAAUGAACUUUUAAGUAGGAACACUAGUUAAUUGAAAUGCAUUCCAGGUGACUACCUCAUGAAGCUGGUUGAGAGAAUGCCAAUAUGGAAUCAUGUAGUAACCAAAAAAGUGUUAAACAAAUCAAAAUAUAUUUGAGAUUCUUCAAAUAGCCACCGUUUGUCUUGAUGAUGGCUUUGCACACUCUUGGCAUUCUCUCAACCAGCUUCAUGAGGUAGUUACCUGGAAUGCAUUUCAAUUAAAAGUUAAUUUGUGGAAUUUCUUUCCUUCUUAAUGCGUUUGAGCCAAUCAGUUGGGUUGUGGCAACAGUUACAGUUAUGAAGGAUGCCUGUAUCCUUGUAGUGACAGGGUGUAUUGAUACCCCAUCCAAAGUGUAAUAACUUCACCAUGCUCAAAGGGAUUUUCAGUGUCUGCUUUUUUUUUUUACCCAUCUACCAAUAGGUGCCCUUCUUUGCGAGGCAUUGGAAAACCUCCCUGGUCUUUGUGGUUUAAUCUUUGCUUGAAAUUCACUGCUCGACUGAGGGACCUUACAGAUAAUUGUAUGUGUGGGGUACAGAGAUGCGGUAGUCAUAAAAUAAAUCAUGUUAAACACUAUUAUUGCACACACAGUGAGUCUAUGCAACUUAUGUGACUUGUUAAGCACAUGUUUACUCCUGAACUUAUUUAGGCUUGCCAUAACAAAGGGGUUGAAUACUUAUUGACUCAAGACAUUUCAGCUUUUCAUUUUAAAUUAAUUUGUAAAAAUGUUUAAUUUCACUUUGACAUGAUGUGGUAUUGUGUGUAGGCCAGUGACGACAAAAUCUAAAUUGAAUCCAUUUUAAAUUCAGGCUGUAACACAACAAAAUGUGGGAAGUCAAAGGGUGUGAAUACUUUCUGAAGGCACUGUGUGUGUCCUAUCCUAUCUAUCUAAAGAUUAUGUUUCGAUUUCAGGACAGUCUUAUGAAAUUCGAAUGCUUGACAAUCGGAAAUUGGGUGAACUCCCAGAAAUCACUGGCAAAAUGGUGAAGGUAAGUUUAACAAGAACACUGAGUCAUGACCAUAGGCAUGAGAGUGAGUGAUUGCAUUGGCCUGUUCCAAUGACAAUUUCCCAUGUGGUCUAUCAGUAGUGCAGGUACUUCCUGGUUCCUCAGUGAUGUUUCUGUGUGUCCCCAGAGCAUAAUCCGAGUAGUCUUCCAUGACCGGCGUCUUCAGUACACAGAGCACCAGCAGCUGGAGGGCUGGCGCUGGAACAGGCCUGGGGACCGCAUCCUCGACCUGGGUAAGCUCUCUGUCUGGGAUGGGUGGUGGCCUUCUCUGAAUGAAGAAGGAUAGGAUGGGGCUGCUUUUAAGACUUUAUCUGCUGUGGCACUGACAUAGCUUACAUUUAACACUGAGUUGGAUCUUAAGUGAAAGAAAUGAUGGUUGACAACAGGCUGCAUAACAUAGACUGAGUGCUCACACAAUCCUUUUGAAAACUUGUCUUGUGUUGCUCCAUUGUAGAUAUCCCCAUGUCAGUUGGCAUGGUCGACCCCAGGGCUAACCCUACUCAGCUUAACACUGUGGAGUUCCUGUGGGACCCUUCAAAAAGAACCUCGGUUUUUAUCCAGGUAGCAUGAUAAACACAACCACAUGGUUUUUUUCAUAAUGCUGGUCGUAGCUUAUCUUCUAACAUCAGUCCAAGGCUAUCUGAAUGGAAUGGAAACAAAUGGUUUUCAAGCCAAAUAGAGUUCGCUCUGUGUUUGUACUGAAUAAAACAAUUAAUAGUGUUGUACUAUAUGACAACUUUAGCAAAAUCCUCCAGUUUUCAAAUAGUCCUGCCAAUUCCUUGUUUUAGGUUCACUGCAUCAGCACAGAGUUCACCAUGCGGAAGCACGGGGGAGAGAAGGGCGUGCCUUUCCGCAUCCAGAUUGACACUUUCAAAGAGAACGAUGGCGAAGAGUAUACAGAGCACCUGCAUUCUGCCAGCUGUCAGGUCAAAGUCUUCAAGGUGAGAGGAAAGUCUGACCAAAGACAUUUACUGUUGCCAUAAAAAGUCAUUUGAUCCUGGUCACGGUACUAUCUAUUAUAAACAUAUCUUUACCUCACCUGUGGCAGCCUAAAGGUGCAGACAGGAAGCAGAAGACAGACCGAGAGAAGAUGGAAAAGAGAGCGCCUCAGGAGAAGGAGAAAUACCAGCCCUCGUACGAAACCACCAUCCUAACAGAGGUUAGAGUCAGUGUGUUGAGUGAAUGGGAUGGAGGAAAAUGUUGGAUAUAAGAGGAUAUGGAGAGAAAGAUGUGGCAGCAGUCAGUAUGAAGUCUAAGGAAUGAAGAAACAUGAACAAGAAUUAUGCUUAAUUUAAUAUUUGUGUCAGUAAUUUCAUCAUAAUGCAUAGAAAUUCUGUACAACACAGGAUUUCUUUCUGAAGUAAAAACGUACGUCUGGAGAGCUGGAUUAUGUAAAGAGCCUAGUUCCUUCCCUACUAGAAUAACAUAAAUGUUCUCUUGCAGUGCUCUCCCUGGCCAGAGGUCACCUAUGUAAAUAACUCUCCAUCGCCUGGCUUCAACAGCUCACACAACAGUUUUCCAGUGGCAGAGGGGUAGGGAUCAGGACAUAAACAUUCAGCCUGCACUGAACCACACUGCUUGCAUUACAAAUUGUUUAUUUUGUUUUAUAUGUACAUUUAUAAAAGAUGGAGGAUGCAAUGUCUAAUACACCUGUUCUUUGUUCUCUUUGGGAAUUUCUGUCGGUUUUCCUUCUAUUCCCAGAAUGUCCAUCCCAACCUUUUCUCAUUCCUGUUCUCUGUCCCUCCCAGGAAUGGAUCCCCCAGUCACCAGCCAGAGCCAGUUGUUCAGGUGGCAGAUGUAAUUACCUGUGUCCCUUCCCUUUGUGUGUCCUAAACCCACCUAUGGAUCAUAGUCUCCUACGCCAUCCCUUCCCUUGUCAUCAACCCCCACAUCUACAUGUUUAAAGUCCAGCUUUUUUCACAUAACUGAAGUUGGCACAUUGUGGUCAUGCUUUAAGUUCACAUUUGGCCUUUGCUUUUGGCAGCAGCACUAGUGAAAUACUGUAGGAAAAUGUCUAGUGGGCUAUUUAAACUAAAGUGAAAGAAUGAGGGCUGAGGAAGACUGGCUGUGUAACUUACUUUGCAAUCAGUACGUUAUUUUAUUUUCAAAGCAGCACACACUUUACAUCAUCCUGUUUUCACAUGAUAGGUGUCAUUUAUUUUACUCGUUCACCAUUGAUCACAUUUGCAUGUAGUCGAACAUAACAUUAACAAAAUAAUGAAUAUAUAUGACAAAACUGUUUUGUACUUUGCUUAAUUGGUUUUCUGUCUGAAAUGAUUGGCAACAGUUGGGAAAAGCAAAGGCUAUGCAUUGAUAAGAAGAUUUGAUUUAGAAUACCUGACAAAUGUAUAAGAACCUGCAGAAUGAGAAAUGUCAUUUAAAAAAAAUGUGGAUAGGUCCAUUUGCUUUCAACAGUUAUAUUAUUUAGUGCAAACAUUGUGAAUUAGUGCAGUGCUCUUAUUGAAUUGUUCUUCUCUUGUGACUCCCUCUGUUUUCCCAUUCAUGGAUACAUAGAAACCCAGUUAUUAAUACAUGGAUAAAACAUGCCCUUUUUUUGGGGGGGUCCAUCAAAGCAACCCAUUCAACUACUGUAGUAGACUGUCCUCCAUAAUCUGUAUCACAUGCAUCCCCAAUUAUUAAUAUGGUGGGUGGAUGGAAACAGACCUUGAAAUAAGCCUAGAUAGCCAUGUCCCUGGACAUAUCGGUUCAGUUUUAUAAAGGGUGUGUGCACCUUUUCUCCCUUCUUUUUCCUGCAUUAUUAUCCAAUAUAGAUUGAAAGCUGUCUGACUGAUACAAUUGUAAGUUUCCAACAUUUUCUAAACGUCUGACUCUGAUUUAAGAUGCAGACACGGUUUAGACUGACUCAAACAGAAUGUGGGAAUGUGCAAUAUUCACUGAUGUAUAAUAUAUCAACUUUAAAUUAUUGAUUGCACUUAUUAACCCUAUUACUUGCCGUCUGAUAAUGAUAAGUAUGUAUCCAGUUGUUUUGGGUAGUUUGUAAUAAUUUGUAGGCAGCAACAUCUACCUUAACUCUCCCUAAGGCCUGCUUGAAUUUUUUACAUAAAUAAGUGGUGUUUGUGUCGAACGACUGUAAUAUUUGCCUGAGUGCCAGUCUGUUUGUG